Molecule: messenger RNA, 372 nt
Organism: Globicephala melas (long-finned pilot whale)
Lineage: Eukaryota; Metazoa; Chordata; Mammalia; Artiodactyla; Delphinidae
Source: RefSeq, a predicted model, not a curated record
AUGUGGACGCGGGCCGUGUGUCUGGGCCUUCGGGCGUUGGCGGGCGGGUGCCGGGGCUUCACCUCCGAGGCCGAUCCUCAGGGAAGCCGCCGGGUCACGGCUGAGCUGAUCGAGCACCUGGAGCGGCUAGCGCUUGUGGACUUCGGCAGCCAAGAGGCCGUGGCAAGGCUGGAGAAAGCCAUCGCCUUCGCCGACCGGCUCCGUGCCGUGGACACGGACCGGGUGGAGCCCAAAGAGUCAGUUCUGGAGGACAGAUGUCUGUACCUGAGAUCCGACAAUGUGGUAGAAGGCAACUGUGCUGAAGAACUACUACAAAACUCCCACCGAGGCGUGGAGGAGUAUUUUGUGGCUCCCGCAGGUAAUAUCUCUUGA